This is a messenger RNA of Hyaloscypha bicolor E, 1687 nucleotides long. RefSeq lists its product as uncharacterized. The record is from RefSeq and is a predicted model, not a curated record. The coding region runs from base 44 to 1387 and encodes 447 amino acids. The transcript is spliced from 5 exons. NCBI's taxonomy places the organism in Eukaryota, Fungi, Ascomycota, Leotiomycetes, Helotiales, Hyaloscyphaceae. Gene Ontology annotation, molecular function: protein binding.
GCCUCACACACGUCUACAGCUCCAACCACAGGCGCUGAGCAGAAUGAUGGAAGCUGGGCCAAGUGCGCCAUCUCACUCUUCUUAUCUUCCAGCAUCGCUUCUGCAUCCUCUCUCCAACUCUCUUGUCCUCGAUCAGAUAGUUGCGUAUCUUCCGGUCUCAUCUCUUCUUGCACUUGGGGCCACCUCGAAGUCCUUUAAGGACCUGGUGCAUCGCACCCCCAAUGUAUUUCGACAUCUCGAUCUGAGCAACGUUAAAUCAGCACAGUUUGAUAUCGCCAACAUCGAUAAUGGGGGCGAAGUGUGGAGAAACGUCCAGCUGGACGAGAAUGUCACAGAAGACGACUUCUAUGGCGGACCUCUUCUAUAUAUAUUUAACACUCUACGAAAGAGGCACAUCCUACAAGACGUCCAAACCCUCAUCCUCGAUGGGUUGUCUGUCACCUCCGAUUUGAUAUCCGAUAUUAUAACCCAAGACCAUUUCAAUGUGCGAAUACUAUCUAUACGCGAGGUCCAAAACCUCCAUCCACGAAAGUUGCAACAGGCAUUGAGAUAUUCUGUGCGCCCUUCUCGGCCUGCUGGCACGCCGAAACUCAAAGGCCUGUACUUCUUUGGUUCCAAAGAUACGACUCCACUCCCACGAUCCGACCGUAGCAUUUCCUGCACCGAUACUACACCUUCACAUGGAGUAUUGGUACAUUCUCAGGGAGCACAGAUCGGAGCACAAUGGAACCAGAAGUCUGGAGAUACCUUGGCGGAGGAAAUGGCACACAGCGGUGACAAGUGGUACUCAACUGGGAGAGUGCUGGCAAAGUCCCCGACAACAGAUUGGGAUAACACGAUUCUUGCUUGUCAAGGUAUCAUCAGUUUUGAUGUCGUUCUAUGCCAUGGCCCUCGUCAUUCUCUCCUACCGAGCAGUGAGAGGUCUGGCCCUUGGUAUCAGAAGCCAAGGUAUCACCUUACUCCUCGAGUUGCAACUCAUUCCAUCGGAGGUUGUUUCAAUUGCGGCAGAGCCCCAGAGGGUAUGUCAAGAUUUGGAUCAUCGCCUCUGGAACGAUUUCCGAUGCUUGCCCCUCCUCCACUGCACUCCUCAACAGCGAAAGCAGCGAAAGCACCAUUUAUGGCUUCUGGGGGCAAGCUUUUACUACGAUGUAUUGAUUGUCUCCGCAAUCGCUUUUGUGAAAGCUGUAACAAGUGGUGGUGUGAAGAUUGCUAUGAAAUUCCGGAACCUGGCCAAGGAGCAGGCUCACCACAUCAAUGGGGAAAUGGUGGUCCGUCGAUAGGUGGCCACCCCGAGAAACACCUCAAGGUACAUAUGGGUCUUUGUGUUGACAAUUGCCUCGUCGCGGAAAUGAUGCCUGGAGCUGGCAGUAAUGGCAUGUGGGGUUGAUCAAACUUCACAGAGGAAACGUAUAGGAUAGCUUCGAUUUCUUUCCGUCUCGAGUUUGUUGGCCCAGCUGACUAUCCUAGUUCGGCGUCGUUCGAAGCUGUUUUGAAUGCGGUCUGAUUUGCUUCGAAUGCAUCAAACGCACUCAGCUGAUGUGCAAAGUUUGCGGGGGAGGAUACUGUACGGUCCACAACGAAGGAUCCACCUUGACUACUUGCGAUUGGUGCGCAAAUAGUGGUCGUCGAACUAGAGAGCUAUACUAGAAACCAACCCUGCCAGUGUAACACCCCACUCAAUACAUGC